Messenger RNA from Canariomyces notabilis, 1176 nucleotides. RefSeq names its product tyrosine tRNA ligase. Gene Ontology annotation, biological process: tyrosyl-tRNA aminoacylation. The coding region runs from base 1 to 1176 and encodes 391 amino acids. Gene Ontology annotation, cellular component: cytoplasm. The transcript is spliced from 5 exons. Lineage: Eukaryota; Fungi; Ascomycota; Sordariomycetes; Sordariales; Chaetomiaceae. The record is from RefSeq and is a predicted model, not a curated record. Gene Ontology annotation, molecular function: tyrosine-tRNA ligase activity; ATP binding.
AUGGCGGCUUCAGACUCAGAAAAAAGAUUUGCCCUCAUCAAGGAGAACCUCGCCGAGGUCUUGAACGAGGAGAUCAUUAAGAAAAUCCUCGAUGAGGGGCAACACCCAAAGAUCUACUGGGGCACGGCGACAACCGGGCGCCCGCAUUGCGGCUACUUCGUCCCCGCCAUCAAGAUCGCCCAGUUCCUCGCCGCCGGCUGCGAUGUGACCAUCCUUCUCGCCGACAUCCACGGGUUUCUUGACAAUCUGAAGGCGCCGCUCGAAUUGGUCAUGCACCGCGCCGAAUUCUACCGAAAAAUCAUCACCUCAAUGCUCCAGGCUGUCGGCGUGUCAACCGAGAAGCUGAGAGUUGUGCUGGGCAGCUCGUACCAGAAGAGCCCAGAGUAUGUCAUGGACGUGUACAAGAUGGCGUCUCUGGUUUCCGAGCAUGAUGCGAAGAAGGCCGGUGCCGAAGUGGUCAAGCAAACGGAUAAUGCUCCCCUGAGCGGUUUGCUUUACCCCAUUCUCCAGGUUCUCGAUGAGCAGUACUUGGAUUGCGACGCACAAUUUGGAGGCGAGUGUGGGAUGGAUCAACGCAAGUUGUUCACCGCUGCGAAGGAGUGGCUUCCAAAGCUUGGAUACAGAGAGAGGGCCCACUUGCUCAACCCGAUGGUCCCGGGGUUGCACGGCGGCAAGAUGAGCUCAAGUGACCCAGAUAGCAAGAUCGACCUGCUCGAUCCACCCGAGACCGUGGCCAAGAAGAUCAAGAAGGCCCAUGCUGCUCCUCAGCAAGUUGAGGAAAACGGGCUACUCGCCUUCAUCGAGUUCGUGCUCUUACCCGCUGCUCGCCUACGUGGGACUGGCGAGUUCCGCGUUGAACGUGAGCGGGAUGGGUUAGAAACACUCAUCUACACCGACAUCGAGAAGAUUCGGGAAGACUACAAGAAUGAUAUAUUAACACCGCAACUGAUCAAACCCGCUAUCGCUCGGGAACUAAAUGCGCUCUUGGCUCCCAUUCAGCAGGAAUUCCAGGCUUCCAAGGAGUGGCAAGAAAUUGCAGAAAAGGCUUACCCCCCGCCGCCGAAGAAAGAGAAGAAGGUCAAGAACAAGGGCACGCGCUACCCUGGGGCUCAAGAAAAGACGGCGGAAAACGACAAGGAGUUGCCCAUCCGUCCAAACGGAGAGACGCCUAAUUGA